UUCAAUGAUGAAGAACUCUCAGAUGUCAUCAUCAAGUUCGGUGAAAAGCAGGUCUUUGCUCAUAAGGUCAUCCUUGCAAGCGGUUCCAUCUGGUUCGAGAAAGCCCUGCUGGGUGACUUCAGCGAAGCCAACAAAAAAGUCAUCGAACUUUAUGACGACGCCGUACCUGACGCUAGCAUGGCUAUGUUCAAGCACCUCUACGGUAUGACCUAUGGUAGACAAGAAUAUCCGAGACCCGAAGAAGACCUACCUGAAUUCCAUCUCGACGUCUUCAUCUUGGGAGACAAGUACGACGUGCCGUGCCUUAGGCUGGCAGCUAGAAAAGCCCUGCUGGCACUCAUGUCGAAAGAGUUUGAGGAAGAUACUUUCUGGGACUCGUCUAUCUUCGUUAUUCAAAAGCUGCUCGGUCCUGAUGCUGCCCAGCUUGCCGACAGAUCCCUAGAAUUACAGAUGUUUGGUGGCUUCUGUGCUCCUUUGCUACAUGUCGAUGGAAGGGUCUCGCACGCCAGACUUCUUCUGCUUGACGAUACCUUUCGGUCGGAGUUGGUGAGGGGAAAGAUGCUUAAGCCUAGCAUUGCGGACUUAUCCAUGAAGGGAAUCAUUGAAGUCCUUUGA
Aureobasidium pullulans EXF-150 is the source of this 615-nucleotide messenger RNA. RefSeq lists its product as uncharacterized. Gene Ontology annotation, biological process: regulation of proteolysis; proteasome-mediated ubiquitin-dependent protein catabolic process. The record is from RefSeq and is a predicted model, not a curated record. Gene Ontology annotation, cellular component: cytoplasm. The transcript is spliced from 2 exons. NCBI's taxonomy places the organism in Eukaryota, Fungi, Ascomycota, Dothideomycetes, Dothideales, Saccotheciaceae. Gene Ontology annotation, molecular function: ubiquitin protein ligase binding. The annotation marks the transcript as partial.